CAAAUCUAAAUUUACUCUAAUUAACUCGAGGUGAUUCAGCCAAGUGAUUAGACUCGUUUUAUUUUAUCUUUAAAUAAAUUAGGUCAAGUUGAGGGUUUUGUUUGUUUGUUUGUUUGUUUUUUUUUUUUUUUUUUGUUAUUUUUAAGGUUUAGGUUUUUUUUUUUUUUUUUGUUUGACUCAAUAGCUGAGAAGGUUGGAGGAGAAGGUGAAGAACAAAACCCAUCAACUAGAUCUGAGUGAUUCCUUCAAAGUUUUCAACUUUAAAUCAAAGCCUUCUCAAUUAUGCUUUGAAACCCUUCAAAUUUUCUCUAAGUCUCUAACAAUGUCUACUCGUCCUUCUUUUCACAAGAUUAUUCUUCCAACAACCCUUCAAUCUAGACAACUGAGGAUUCCGGAUAACUUUCUGAAGAAACAUGGGUCCCAGCUUUCGUCUUAUGCAACCGUUACUGUUCCUGAUGGUGCUGUCUGGCGUAUAGGAUUGAAAAAGGUCGACAACAGAAUUUGGUUGAGUGAUGGUUGGCAGGAAUUUGUUCAACGCUACUCCAUUGGCAUUGGAUACUUUCUAGUAUUCAUGUAUGAAGGGAAUUCAACCUUCAUCGUUCAUAUGUUUAAUAUGAGUACUGCUGAGUUAAACUAUCAAUCAACCAUGAGAAGCCAUAACGAAGGGUAUUCAAAUUAUCUUCCUAUUUUUGGAGAAAUGGAAGAUAUUGACUCCUUUGAAUUCCUGGAUUCAUCACCUUCAAACCUUACGCCUGGUGCUAUGGAUCAACUGACACCAGGGAAGAAUCAUACUCCAUCAUUGCAGAAUUUGUUUAAUGGCGGGUCUAAACUUAACCGCGUUAACUGGGGAGAUAUCGGUGGUACUCUGUCUUCAAAGGUUGCCAUUCAGUCAACCAAAGAUGUAGGUGUUCAGUUCAAUGCUAAUGAGUUCAAAAAGUCUACUGAAGAAGUGAAAUUGCGCUAUACUAACGAGGACGGGCUUAAUAAUAGUGAUACUAAGAAAACUCCAAGAAGGAAGCGGAAAUUAGAUCCAAGUGCACAGGAAGCCGCUGCUGAAAAUGAUGAGGAUGGAGAUAUACGCUAUCGAUUCUAUGAAAGUGCAUCUGCAAGAAAAAGAAUCGUGACAGCAGAAGAAAGAGAAAGGGCAAUUAAUGAGGCAAAAACAUUUGAACCAACUAAUCCUUUCUGUCGAGUUGUCCUGCGACCCUCCUAUUUAUAUAGGGGAUGCAUAAUGUAUUUGCCAUCCUGCUUUGCAGAAAAGAAUUUGAAUGGUGUUUCAGGAUUCAUUAAGCUUCAGACCACCGAUGCGAGACAGUGGCCUGUUCGAUGCCUCUAUAGAGGAGGCCGAGCAAAGUUAAGUCAAGGAUGGUAUGAAUUUACAGUAGAGAACAAUUUAGGGGAAGGUGAUGUCUGUGUUUUCGAGCUGCUCAGAACCAGAGAUGUAGUGCUGCAAGUUACUUUGUUUCGUGUAAAAGAGGAUGAAUCAGGGUUAUUCAACCCUUCUAUGCAGCCGAUCCAAAAUGUGAGCCAUGCGAAACUGUUGAACCCUCAUUUGCAGCACCGUGUUAGCUCAACUAAAUCAGCUAAAGUUUAGCAGGGACAGUUGACUCCUGAUAGACAAUUACAAAACUGUGUCGAUUAGCUCUUACUUCUGAGUGAUCCUGGUAUUCUCUGGUUUAUUCAGUCUGGAACUUUGAUACUUUUUAUGUCCAUAGGCGUUUGAACUUAGUUAUGGUAGUUUUGAAUCUUUUGAUAUGGAUACUUUGUUUUGACUUGGAUUGUAAAUAGACUGUGCAAUCUAUUUAAUCAUAAACUGAGUCAAAACGCUUGUCUUAGUGCCGUAUCUUGGGAAUUGGGAUUAACUUUUUUUCUUUGGUUUUUGGUUUUGAAGUUUGUAGCUUCAUCUGCAUGAAUAUAAUGACUCAGUUACUGCGUGCUUUUAUGUGAUUGCUUUAUGAUGA
Trifolium pratense (red clover) is the source of this 1961-nucleotide messenger RNA. Its product is annotated as B3 domain-containing transcription factor VRN1-like. Bases 323 to 1594 code for a protein of 423 amino acids. Gene Ontology annotation, molecular function: DNA binding. The record is from RefSeq and is a predicted model, not a curated record. The transcript has 4 exons. Lineage: Eukaryota; Viridiplantae; Streptophyta; Magnoliopsida; Fabales; Fabaceae.